UAAAACCGUUCGAAGUCGACAGCCGAGGUUCCAACUUCCCAGCAGGAGAGAAAGAGACGAAAAGGGAGGGAGAGGAAGAGUCGGAGAGAGUGGGAUUAUAUAUUACAAGCUGCCACCAUUAACGAUGAUUCGAUCUCAGAGGAAGAGCUUACUAUUAGUUGUGUGGUAACUUUCCUUUUUCCGAUAACAAAGAUGGUUAUAAAGAGUUAGGGCUUGGAAACGAAUUGGUUGUACAAACAAGAGGCCUUCUUUUGCGAUCGCCGAUCGAAACAAUGGCGCAGGGAAAGAGAGUGAUGGGGACCGUGAAGUGGUUCAGUGGGCAGAAGGGUUUUGGUUUCAUUACUCCCGAAGAGGGAGAAGAUCUCUUCGUUCACCAGUCGUCGAUCCGAUGUGACGGCUACCGGAGCCUCUCGGAGGGUGAGCAGGUUGAGUUCGUGAUCGAGAAGGGUGAGGAUGGACGGUUGAAGGCGGUUGACGUGUCGGCACUGGGUGGAGGAAACAUCUCGGGAGGCGGUAGUGGAAGAGGGUUUUUUGGUGGAAGGGGAAGAGGCGGCGGUUAUGGUAGUUUCGGUGGUGGUGGGUAUGGAAGAGGGGGAAGGAGUGGCGGCAGAGGAGGUAGGAGUGGAGGGUUUGGAGGCGAUGCUGGUGUUUGUUAUAAUUGUGGUCAAGCUGGUCAUCUUGCCAGAGAUUGUAAUCAGGGAAGUGGUGGUGGGGGCUUCAGUAGGGGUGGUUCUGCUGCUUGCUAUAACUGUGGGCAAACUGGUCAUCUUGCCAGGGAUUGUAAUCAGGGCAAUGGUGCUGGUGCAGGCUACGGUGGGGGUGGUGCCGGUGCUUGUUUUAACUGUGGUCAAACUGGACAUCUUGCCAGGGAUUGUGAUCAGGGAAUUGGUGGCGGCGGAAGCAGUUGGAGGUCGGGCAGCGGCGGAGGUUUUUCUGGUGGUGGCGGGAGUUGCUUCAACUGUGGGGAGCAAGGACAUUUUGCAAGGGAGUGCCCCAACAACGAUCAGAAUAUGACCAUCUAGUGAUGAGUUUUGAGUUUGAUAUCAUUUUAUAGUUUUACUUUUUUUUUUGCAUUUUUUCUAGGCUUAUGGGAACUGAUGGAUUUGGGGUUAAUGCAAAGUGGAGGGAUAUUGUUAUUACCAUGCAGUUCUCUCAAAUUUUACUUCUUUUUGGAUGAUUCUCUUUCCUAUUUUCUGGUAAAGUCUCAGAAUUUGAUAUGGUGGGUAAUUGUUUAAAUGAAGAUAUUUAUAGUUUUUUCCUUCAA
Nelumbo nucifera (sacred lotus) is the source of this 1264-nucleotide messenger RNA. Lineage: Eukaryota; Viridiplantae; Streptophyta; Magnoliopsida; Proteales; Nelumbonaceae. The record is from RefSeq and is a predicted model, not a curated record.